ACAUGCAUUGCUAGUGUAAUUGCAUGUACAUUUCUGUCUUCCCCUAUCUACUUCUCUAUAUAAAUUACAAAUCUCCACCUCAUUUUCUCCAUCCCUCAUCAAACCACAUCUCUUGCACCAUUCUUAAAUAACUCGAUCCAAACCCGAACUCUUUAUUGAUUAGACUAAUCCAAAUAUAUAUUUCGAUCACUAUAUUAUUUUGAAAACAUUUUGCUACAAUGGCAGAAAAAGAGAUCCAGAGAAAAAAAGAAGAAAUCCUAAAACUCAUGGGCUUCCCCCUCCACAACAUGCAUUUUCAUGACCUUGAUGAUCGAGCCGUGGUGUUUGAAAUAAUGAACACCACCGCGAAAAGUAACCUUAUUCCACGGGUCAUGAAGACAACCAUCAUGGUGUAUCCCAUCACAAUGUUUAAUGCUGAUCUAUCGAUGCAAUUUCAAAACGAAAGGCGUCAUAGCAAUAAUAAUUCUCGGGGUUUUUUCAAUAAUAACGCAAGAAGUACAGCGAAUAAUAAUAAUAAUAAUGCUCUUGCUGGUGUACGUGCCGCCAUUGCCAACCAAAAUCAAGAAAUGUUGAAGACUAUACUCGAGGCUCAACCUGAUCUAAUCAUGUCCACCGAUGAAGAAGGGUUAACUCCUCUUUCGUACGCAGCAUCCAAAGGAUUUGAUGACAUGGUACUAUACUUCCUCGAAAACUUCCCAAAAACAACGUACAUUCGCAGCAAAGAUAAAUCCUACCCAAUUCACAAGGCAUGUCUAGGAGGACAUGUUAGGGUUUUGGAGGAGUUCUAUUCUAAAUUUCCUACUUCCCUAAGCUCCGUUGACAAUAAUGCACGGACAAUAUUGCACGUAGCUGCUAAAGAACGCGGUAACAAGUUGAAAAAUGUUGUCGCGUACUUGUUGACACUACGAGAGGGUAGAGAGUUAAUCAAUAAGAAAGACGAAAAUCGUUGUACACCCUUGGAUUUGGCUAGAAGCAACAGAAAUGGUGAAGUCGAAGAACUUAUUGGAAGAAUUAUGCGUCACUAGGAUGGAACCUAACAAAGAACUACAUUGCGUUACAUACCCUUGUGUGACAGUGUGAAUGUGUCCAUGCAACAUGUAACUUUUUUUUAAUAUUUCUGCUUUAUUUAUACUUACAUUUCCUUUUACUUAGUCGUCCGUCGUUUGUUUUUAUUUUAUUUUGAUAGCAUGUUCAAGUCUUUAGUAAAUGUUGUGUUAAAAAAAAAAAAAAAAAAAAAAAAAAAAAAAAAAAAAAAAAAAGAAGAAGUCUUUAGUAAAUGUCAAAAAUGAAUUAUUGUUCUGUAUCUUCAAAGUUUAAUUUUCUUGUGCAAUGUAAUACGAAGUAUUAUGUAUAAUAUCAGUAUAAAUUUCAGUAUUUAGUUUGAGCCAUAAAACAUUAUUUGACCUGUAAAUUCACUACAGCAACAUACACCUAAACGAAACACA
Messenger RNA from Chenopodium quinoa (quinoa), 1445 nucleotides. Its product is annotated as protein ACCELERATED CELL DEATH 6-like. Gene Ontology annotation, molecular function: protein phosphatase regulator activity; protein phosphatase 1 binding. Gene Ontology annotation, cellular component: plasma membrane. Bases 219 to 1025 code for a protein of 268 amino acids. The record is from RefSeq and is a predicted model, not a curated record. The transcript is spliced from 2 exons. NCBI's taxonomy places the organism in Eukaryota, Viridiplantae, Streptophyta, Magnoliopsida, Caryophyllales, Amaranthaceae.